CAGCCCUUCUUUCCCUUCUUUCCCUUACGCGAGACAAUCCAGCCCUGCGAUUUUCCUUCUUGCAACUGAAGCCAACGACGACCGACAAAGCCAACAACCGCGACCCACCACACAUCCGACCACCGCCGCGACUCCGGUCGAACCACCACCGUCCCUUCUCUCUCUCUCUCUCCUCUACUCCAAACAAGAUGACGCCAAGACAAAAGCACACUAGAGGUGUUGGUGCCAGUUCUAGCAGGGCCAAUGCUGCCCGGUACCAACCGAAGUUUCCACUACUCAGGGAUGAGCUGAAGUACGUUGAGCUGCUACCUAAAAGCAUGGGCACUUUGUACUACCCUAACGAGGCCUCACUCACUAGAGCAGGAGUGAGAGAUGAGGUGAUGCACCUCCUGCGACGGGGGUGGUGGAGGCAUCUCUUCUAUGUGAUUACAGACCCCACAUAUAUAGAGAUUACAUGUGAGGUUUUGGCCACAUUUCGGAUGACCAAGGAGAUUGCUAUCGAGGACAACCAUAGGCCCGUCAUCAAGUUCCAGGCAUUUGAGGACGAGCAUGCCAUUUCCAUGGCAGAGAUGUACUAUCAUUUGGGGUUUACUAGAAUCGAGGAUGAUGGUCAACAUGAGGUCAUUUGGACAGACUUCCCACCCAACGUUAACCGCCAGACCUUUUGGGAGUCCAUUACUAAUGGGGGUGGAGAAUACCGGCCGAAGAUGUCUCCGAGCACGCUCCUCUAUCCACGACAGUACCGUAUCAUUCAUACCCUUCUCUCAUCCACUAUCCCCGGCAAAGCCGAGGUUGCCAGAAAGGUCACUGCUACAGAACUAUUAUGCCUUUACUGCAUAGUCCAUAAUAGUAAGCGCCACAUGGGCUAUCUCAUUGCCAAGCUCCUCCACCGCCAGGCCACGAACCAUAUUAAGUCCAUAUUUGUUGGCCCAUUCAUCACUCGACUACUGACGAGGAUGGGCUUUGGAGACCGAUUUGAGAGGAUGGAGGAGAGCUCCAGUUUUCUUUCAUUGACCCGGCUUUCCAAGGUCAACACCGGAGUGGCGAGGAGGAGGCCACAGGUGCAGCCGGCGGCAGCAGCAGGAGGAGGAGGACAACGGGAAGACGAUGAUGAUAAUGAUGAGAGCGAUGAGGAGAUGGAGGAAUCUGCACACGACAUUCCAUAUGAUGCACCCCCCUAUGGCCGCACGUUUCCUGAUACUUGGGCGGGGGUGCACGCGCAUCAGGACGCCGUUUACCAUCAGCUUUCCGUAGAGCAGCAUGAGCGGUUUGACCAGAUGAGAUUUGAGCAGCAUGACUUCUACAGAGAAAUGAGGGAGGAUCAGGCGAUGCACUACACACAGCUGCAGUUCCAAUAUACGCAGAUUGAUGAGCGCCUCACUUCAUUGGAGGAUAGCAGGCGCUCAUUCUUUGAUGGAUACCCGCCGCCUCCGCCUCCUGAGCACUAGAGUUCAUUAUUAGAUUCUGUUGGAUGACUGUACACCUUAAACACUCUCACACUCUCACAUUUUUAUACUUAACUCUCUAUUAUGUUUUGCUUUGUUGUUAAAUGAUGUGUUGCAGCUCAAAAGAAUGCUUAAUGGAUGUGCCUACAAUGAAUGUUAUUUGUUAACUCUUUCUCCUG
Molecule: messenger RNA, 1624 nt
Organism: Cuscuta europaea
Lineage: Eukaryota; Viridiplantae; Streptophyta; Magnoliopsida; Solanales; Convolvulaceae
Source: the annotation of a GenBank genome assembly